Molecule: messenger RNA, 2037 nt
Organism: Abrus precatorius (Indian licorice)
Lineage: Eukaryota; Viridiplantae; Streptophyta; Magnoliopsida; Fabales; Fabaceae
Product: protein DETOXIFICATION 55-like
Exons: 2
Coding region: 194-1732 (512 amino acids)
Biological process (GO): xenobiotic detoxification by transmembrane export across the plasma membrane
Cellular component (GO): membrane
Molecular function (GO): xenobiotic transmembrane transporter activity; antiporter activity
Source: RefSeq, a predicted model, not a curated record
ACACCCAAUUUUCUUUGUUCCCUCCCUUCCUCCCUCCUGGUCCCCUCUCACUUUGUACUUGGAGGAGUGUUUUGUGGAGAACAAAGACACCCACUAUCUCGUUGUGUUUCUCCUUAUCAUACAUCUCAAAUAACACACGCGCGGAGAAAAAAAAAAAACCAACAACAACAACUACAACAAAGGUUUAAUUAAGAUGGUGGCGGAGGAGAAAUCCCAAAAAACAUACCCGACAACUACUGAGGUAGUGGAUGAACUAAAGAGAAUGGUGGACUUAGGAUUCCCAAUUGCAGCCAUGAGUCUUGUGGGAUACAUAAAAAACAUGGUCUUAGUUGUGUGCAUGGGAAGGUUGGGAAGCCUUGAGUUAGCUGGUGGUGCUUUGGCCAUAGGCUUCACCAACAUAACCGGUUACUCUGUCCUCUCAGGUUUAGCCAUGGGCAUGGAACCUCUAUGCACACAAGCCUUUGGUUCAAGAAACUUCUCUCUAGUCUCUCUCACUUUACAAAGGACAAUUUUGAUGUUAUUGGUAGCGUCACUGCCCAUUUGUCUCUUGUGGCUAAAGCUUGAACCUUUGAUGUUAUGGCUUCAUCAAAACCCCGAUAUAAGUAAAGUGGCAAGCCUCUAUUGCCGCUUCUCCAUCCCUGACCUCUUAGCAAAUAGUUUCCUUCACCCAAUUCGCAUCUAUUUACGUAGCAAAGGGACAACUUGGCCACUUUUGUGGUGCACUUUACUUUCCAUUCUUGUACACAUCCCUAUCGUCACUUUUUUGACCUUCAAACUUCACCUUGGUGUACCCGGGAUUGCUAUGUCAUCUUUUGUUGCCAAUUUCAACACCCUUUUCUUCCUCCUAUCAUAUAUGUUCUACAUGCGCAUCUCAAAGGAGUCACUAUCUAUGCCACUAUUGAUAUCUUGUCCCUUGUCAUCACAACCAGAUCAAAAUCCAACUAGUGUUAGUGCCACAACUACACUAGGCAAGGAAUGGGGCAUGUUAAUAAGGUUUUCUAUUCAAAGUUGUUUAAGUGUGUGCUUGGAGUGGUGGUGGUACGAGUUCAUGACAAUUCUAGCUGGUUACCUCCACAACCCGCAUGUUGCUUUAGCCACUGCUGGCAUAGUGAUACAAACAACUUCUCUUAUGUACACUUUACCAACGGCACUAAGUGCAUCAGUGUCAACAAGAGUAGGAAAUGAACUCGGUGCGGGUCAACCCGAAAGAGCAAGCUUGUCAACAGUGGUAGCAAUAGGAAUGGCACUUGCAAGUUCAAUAUUGGGGUUGUUAGGGACCACAUUAGGAAGAGAGAGAUGGGGGAGAGUGUUCACUAGUGAUAGUGAGGUGUUAGAACUAACCAUGAGUGUGUUACCCAUAAUUGGAGUUUGUGAGCUAGCAAAUUGUCCGCAAACCACAAGUUGUGGAAUCCUUAGGGGAAGUGCUAGGCCUGGUGUUGGGGCUGGGAUAAAUUUUUAUUCAUUUUACUUGGUGGGAGCUCCAGUGGCCAUAGUGUUGGCAUUUGUUUGGAGACUAGGGUUGGUGGGUCUUUGUUAUGGGCUGUUGGCAGCACAGAUAGCAUGUGUGAUCUCAAUUCUAGUUGUGGUAUACAACACAGAUUGGGAAAGAGAGUCAUUGAAGGCAAAAAGCUUGGUGGGAAAGAGUUCAUAUGACAAUUUGGCACAUGGAGACCAAACAGUCAAAUGUGAAGAAGGUAUUCUCUUUCUCUAUGAGAAUAGCUCCCAAAAGUGAUGUUAUUUUGCACCCAAUUUCGUGGGAGGAAUAUACACACUGAUUGAUAAUCGUGGCACUAAUUAGUGGAAGACACGUUAAAGAUCAAAUGACCAUAUACUUAAUUAUUUUUGUUGUUAUUAUGCUUAUGUAUAUGCUUUUUGCAUAACCCAUAUUUUUUCUUGUAUUUGUUUCCUUGCUGGCUACAUGCAUGCAAGGUCUAGUAACUCUACCUAGCUAGGUGGGUGCCAUUGUCUACGACUUGUAAUAGUAGGGUUAUCUGAUUACUGAUUAGUAACAGAUUCAUAUAAUUAAAUUUUGGUUCC